Molecule: messenger RNA, 8058 nt
Organism: Paramuricea clavata
Lineage: Eukaryota; Metazoa; Cnidaria; Anthozoa; Malacalcyonacea; Plexauridae
Source: the annotation of a GenBank genome assembly
AUGCAGCGGAUGGGAUACUCGACUUGCAGUUGCAAGCUAGGAUUUACAGGUAAACUACGUGAAGCGUUCCUCUUUUGAGUUUCUAAAUUGAUUGCAAUUUUCCUCAUUACUUUUGCAAUUUAAAAAACUCCCUUGCAAAUUCUUUGAGGCUCGGCUUGAGGGAAUUUGCAAUGUUGCUAAAAGUCAAAAAAAAUUUCCUCAGUUCCUGUUAGAAGUUCUUAACUUCCUGUUACAAGUUCCUAACUUCCUGUUCUGUUCUGCGUGUUGCAAUUGGCUAACAAAAAUAAUCUACCAAUAACAACGCUCAGAACAGAACAGGAAGUUAGGAAAUUAAAACAGGAAGUUAGGAAAAUUUAAAAUGAAGUUUGGAAUAUUGCAACAGCUGAUAGGAACAUUGCAAAUUCCCGCAAGGGAUUUGCAAAGAGUUUUUCAAAUUUGCAAAGCUAAUGAGGAAAAUUCCAAAUGAGUUACGAAGUCAAAAGAGGAACGCUUCACGUAGUUUACCUGUAAAGGUUUAUAAAUGGUCCAUAUAUUAUAGGUCCAUACUGAUAUUAUAGGUGCAUAUAUUAUAGAUCCAUAUAUUAUAGGUCCAUGUAAUGUAUGUAAAUGUUACAUAUACUGUAGUUUAUGUUAAAUUGUUUGCAUGGCAUGUAGUUUCCUGAGCACUAGAGUGGAACUUUGGGCACAAAAUAAAAUGUUAUGGUUGAAGUCGAAAAUAGCCAUAAGUCGGUUUUCCACUACUCACUAGGCAAAUUUGUUCGUGCGAAACGAAAAACAUUGGUCAGCGAAAAAUUUCCCACGAAAAUGCAGAACCCAUCGCUUCGCACGAAGCAAUCUACUCACCCAAUGAAAUAAAGUACAUUUGGUAGAAGAUUUGCUUGGAUUAAAUUAAUUAAGUAACUUCCCUGCGCUUGAAAACUCAUGCCUGUAAGUAGAGUUUGUCUUUCCUGUGUUUCGAGAGAUCCCCAGUUUUCCUCCUAUGAAAAACUAACCUUUACCCCUCAGUUGUCGAGCCAGUAUAUUAUUAGCCCCUGGCUGGGGUAAAUCGGGAAGCCAUACCCUGUAUAUUACCAAAUCCUUCCUCUCGCCCAAAAAAUAUGUUCGUGUCAAAACAUUCAAGAAAACAGCUGCAAUCAUACACCUAUAUAUAUUACUACUAACAUGUCAAAUUAUUAGUAGCUAAUCUCAGAACAAUUUCCUGCAGACCAAUAAGAUAUCGCCAUUUCCAAAUUAGAGAAGUUCAGAUUUGACCUCUUACUGGCUUAGUGCGCAAUUGAUUGGCUACAUAAACGUAUCUGGUUGCUUAAAGAUCCGUUAAUGCUAGCGGUAGUUAAAUCUGAACCUUUCUAUUGUCCAUUUUAUUGUCCUUCUCUGUGAAUGUUUCCUGAUAAGUGUGACAAUAUAGACUCCUCAAACGCUAUUCCUUUGGUGUUUUUACGGAAACAGAAUAUUUUUUGCACAGGAAGAUUUCUCGAAGACGAAAUAGGGCAACACUGAUAUAUAAUUGCCAAACAGCUACACUUUUGUUUAACGUAGACGUCUCACUCUCACGGAAAAACUGCCUUUUUCGUUGGUUUUUGCCGUGUUAAAAUUCCCGCCUAUUUGCAAAAUAAGAGUCCACAAUCAUGUUAAAAAUUCUUUUCAGCGGUCGUUAAUCUUUCCUUACUUCAUGUAAUUUUGUGUUUAAACGCCCCACGCACAGUUAACUACGUGAUUAGUUAACUAUCCGACUAACUACGUUUUGUGCAACGCAGUUAAAUCGUGUAAUUAACUAACUGGGGCCAGUUGUAUAAAAAAGUGAUUAAAGUUAACUAUGAUUAAGUGCAAACGUCAUCCAAUAAGAAAUGCCUAUUUGAGAGUUAAUCACUAUUUAACUACAAAAUAGUGAUAAAAAAGUGAUUAAGAGUUUUAUAACCGGCCCCUGGAGUUAAGGAUUUAAUAUAACGACUGCAGUUAACUUUAACUAUACGUUUUUAUACAACCGGCCCCUGAAUGUUUUGACACGAAAGCAUGACAUGUUGUUUUGGGCGACAGGAAGAAUUCGCGGUUUUGGUAAUAAAUACGCUUAAAAAUAACCCAUUUUCACAAUCAAAUCCAGUCACUCAAUGAAAUAACUGUUGUUAUCUAAGAGGAUGACACUCUGAGUGGCUCUGCACCGGGAAAGCUGAACAAUUGCUUGACCGCGGUGGGAAACGAACCUGCGACCUUUAGUUGUUUGCUAGUGUUCCCACCGCAGUUAAACAUUUCUGUAGCGCUUGUCCGGGGUAAAGCCACUAGGCCGUAGUCUCAUUUAGUAUAUACUCUACCUGAGUUCUAAUCCCACGUGCAGUCAUUAGAUUUGAAAUAUUAUCAUUAUAAUUACAGGUGAUAUCUGUGAAACGAACAUUGAUGACUGCGCGAGUGGGCCAUGCAAGCAUGGAGCGACCUGUGUGGAUGGCAUUGAAAACUACAAUUGCACAUGCUUUCCCGGCUUUAUGGGCAGAAACUGCGAGAUCGAAAUUAAAGAAUGCAAGAGUAACCCCUGCAAACACGGGAGAUGCGUUGACCUCAUCAACGAAUACGCUUGCAUUUGCGACACAGGCUGGAUGGGGAAAAAUUGUGAUGAGAAUCCCAAUGACUGUAGCAACGAUACCUGUUUCCAUGGGGGCGACUGCACAGAUGGACUGAAAGACUUUACUUGUAAAUGCCGGACAGGAUUCAGGGGAAAGCGAUGUGAAGAGGAUAUUGACGAAUGCGCCACUAACCCAUGUUGGGCUGAAGGAACGGAACGUUGUAUUGAUUUAGUCAAUGAUUAUUACUGCAAAUGCAAGCCUGGUUAUGCCAAGCGUACAUGUUCAUUCGAUAUCAAUGAAUGUUUAAGUAACCCUUGUUUGAACAAAGGUCGCUGUAAGGAUGAAAUUGGACGAUAUGUCUGCGAAUGUCCGUACGGUUUUAGUGGUGUUAACUGCGAGAAAUCUGUUCAGAGUUGUGCUGAUGAGCCGUGUUUGAAUGAUGGAAAGUGUACGGAGGUUGGUAGUCGAUAUAAUUGUAGCUGCAAGAAAGACGUCUUUGGACGGCAUUGCGAAUUCAAUCAAGAUAAUUAUGCGCCGAAAUCUUGUGCGAAUGCUGCUAAAUGCGUGGAUGGUUAUGGAGACUACACGUUAUUAUUAUUAUUAUUAUUAUUAUUAUUUAAAAAUAUUUAAAAACGGUAGUCCUUCAGGGCACAUAGGCACCUGCUUUUCAAGGAGCCGUUUGCAAACUACUUAAAUUGACAAUACAAAUAUAAAUUAAUUUACAACUAUUACACUACCUAUAUUACUAGUUGCAUAGAUUACUAAUUACAAGAACACAUCAGCUGCGGUCAAGAAUAGAUUUAAAUUUACUAAGGCUGUUUUGUUCCUUAGCUAAACUUGGUAAGCUGUUCCAUAAGGACGCAGCCGAGUAACUAAUACUCUUUUUCAUAAAAUUUGUUACUGGCUUUCCAAGGGAGAAGUUUAUAUUGUUACUACGCAAUUGAUACACUUGGUUCUCUUUGAUUUUAAACAUUUCUAUUACUGAUUGUGGCAUGACGUUAUUUUUUAUUUUGUGCAUAAAAAUACAUUUGUUUCUCUUUAGUCGUUCGCUUAAGGGCUGCCAAUUUAGCUCUUUUAAAACAUCUUUAGAUCUGGUUUCAUAUAUUCUGCCCGUAAUCACCCUCGCAGCUCUAUUUUGUAAUUUUUGCAGUUUGUUUAACAGAUAAUCGGAACAAUUAUCCCAAACAAGACUGCAAUAAUCAAAAUGUGACAGCACAAUAGCAUUGUAUACUUUUAACAAGGUUGAUUGUGGAACAAAUUUCUUUAUUCUCCGAAUCAUUCCUAUAGCUUUUGAAGAUUUUGAAACAAUACUUUGUAUUUGGUCGUUCCACGAGAGGUGCUCAUCAACAAUGACCCCCAAAGUUUUAGAUUUGUUGACUCGCUUUAUUGUUGAGUCACCGAGUUUGACUAUAGGAUCUGUUGAAAUGUUUGAAAUGCGUUGUCGUGAGCCAACAAUCAUGUAUUCAGUUUUCUUUUUAUUAAGAGUGAGUUUAUUCGAAGUUAGCCAUUGGUGCACAUUUUCUAAAUCGGUAUUUAAGCGUUCUUGUAUUUCAGUGUCAGUUUUACCUUGAGUAGAAAUAUUUGUGUCAUCAGCAAACAUACUUGCCGAGGAUAAUGAUAGACAGUUCGGAAGGUCGUUUAUAUAUAGAAGAUACAGCAAGGGGCCUAAGUUAGAACCUUGCGGUAUGCCACAUUUAACCGUUCUUUCAUUAGAUGUAAUUUGAUCCACCUUGCAAAUUUGUAUCCGAUUAGUAAGAUAGGAUUGAAACCAAGCUAGAUCACGACCUCUUAUUCCAUAAUAAUCCAUUUUUGUUGUAAGUAUAUUAUGAUCUACACAGUCAAACGCCUUUUUAAGGUCAAGGAAAAUAACUCCAUUCAAACACCCCCUAUCCAUAUUUAGCAGCCAUUGAUUUGUUGUACGAAGGAGAGAUGUUUAAGUGGAGUGUUUCCUCCGAAAACCUGCUUGUUGUUCUAUGAGUAAACCGUUAGAUUCUAAAUACGUAUUAAGCUGUUCUGAAAUUAAUUUCUCAAAUAUUUUUGCAACACAUGAUAAAACUGAAAUUGGUCUAUAAUUAUCACAUAUUAAUUUGCUGUCAGAUUUAUGAAUUGGCGAGAUUAUAGCAAUCUUAAAGUCGUCAGGGAAAAUGCCCAAGUUAAUUCAAGCAUUGCAAGCCGGGUUACAGUGGGAAUAAAUGUCAGUACUUGAAUAGAUGUGACCGGAUUUGUGAGAAUGAUGGAGAUUUGUGUAGUUGUACACAUAAAGGUAGGUAGGUUUUUUGUUUUAUAUUUGUUAGGUUGGCGAGGUAGUGAUCGUGGAAGUAGCAGUGAUUGUAAGACCUUAAGAUAACCUGAGACUGAACGAAACAAACUCGAUAGAAAAUUAUUUCUGUCUUCCUAUAUAAGCCUUUUAUAGGAGAAAGAGCCAUACUGUUUGGGCCUUACAGACAUUCCAUAUAUACAUAAAAUUUAGUAAACAUUAAAACUGAAAUCGCUAUUAAAAAUAAAUAAAUAUUUUACCAAUUUGUCACUUCGACCAGUAACAUUUGCAGUGAAUGCUGGGUGAUGGACACUUUAAUUGAUCUAUUGUUUCUCAAAUUUCGCUGUUUUCAUUAUUCUAAGGUUACUGCCCAAGUGAAAAAGUUGGCACACGUCAAGCAUAUGGAAUUUUUGAGUGGCCAAAAACUCCAGUUGGACAUAAUUACACUUGCCCGCAUAAUAAUAAGUUCUCCACGAGCCGUGAAUGUCGGUAUACAAACCAGACUGAUACUGGAGGUUUUUGGGGUCCGAUUGUGGUCGAACAAUGCGAAUCUGGUCCAGACACACGAAGUAAAGAUCUUUUUCUGUUGGCGCAGGUAAUUGAAAUUUUGCAAGCUAAGCAUUAAUUAGCCCCGCGUGCAGGUGGGGAAGACUCUUCCCUCGGUGGGCCUGCACGCGGGCUAAGCAUUAAUUCAGAAAUGAUUUUGAGGGCAUCCAGCAAAGUUCUUUAGAAUUCUUGGUAACGCACUUAUUGGCUUUAAAAAUAAAUGAAGUAUCUACCAAAAUUUUGGAUGAUCUUUUGAAACGCAUGUUGUCUGCAUUUUUAAUGACUUCGUCCCUUUUUACAAAUCUUACGUAAACUGGUGGAUAUUCUCUUUAGUGGUAUAUUAUAUUCCUCAAAGAUAAAAUGUCUCAAUUGAUGAGUGCUCCAAAGGGAUCCUCGUGCCUUUGCUCGGAAGAUUCGGCAUAAAUAGAGUUUGUAAGAUGAAGUUUCUGUAACACAACGCAAGCACAACAUUACCCUGGUUGGGGUACAUCCUCGGGUAGAAGAAUUUGCAUCACAGACUACGUCAUCAGUUAGUUAUAGCGAUUAGUUUUGAGGUUAGGGUAAGGGUAAGGGUUAGGGUGAGGGUUAGGGUAAGGAUUAGGCUUAGAGAUAGGGAUUUGGUUAUAUCUGACGCCACAAACAACACAACUAGCCGAUCACGUGAUCACUUCUCCUCUACCCGAGGAACUACCCCUUGGUUGCUUCGCAGUAAAUUAAUUAUUAAUUAAUUAAUAAUUAAUUAAAAAUAGUCGAAUGGAUGCUUAGCGUACAAAACGUUCUUGUUUACUACUUUGUAGUUAAAUAGUAGUUAAAUCUAGAAUACGCGAUUUUGAUUGGUUAACUUUCACACUAACUACACGGGUAAAAAUUGAUCAGGUUGUUCGGCGUUGUUCAAACAGGAGUGAACAAUGUGCUGCACCCCGUGAACAAUAUUGUUAACAAGUUGUUCAACCAUCAGUACUGUUGCAAGUUGUUAACAUGAUUGUCAACAAGUUGCAACAAUGUUGAUGGUUCAACAACUUGUUAACAAUAUUGUUCACGGGGUGCAGCACAACAUUGUUCGCUCCUGUUUUGAACAACUUGCAUCAACAUGAUGAUUUUUACGCGUGUAUACAGGGUGUGUCAGAAAAAAAUGGACAAUUUUGAAACGGCUCUCAAUUUCACAAAUCCGUUCAUGUCAUGAAAUUUUUAAUAAAUAUAGAUUGUUUGGAUAAUUAUAAUGUAGAAUAAACCAAAAAAAUUCAUAAAGAUAAAUUUUCCAUACCGGGGGGUUGUCUUUUUAGCAGCAUUAAAAAUAGCUUGCGCGCGAAAUUUAAAAGUUUAAAACGCAUUUAUGAGUUCAUGGUCCAAAUAUCAGAAAAUUUUCUCAAUUUUAAUAGCUGCUGAAACUUUCAUUUUUUGGCAGCAAUGCCUUUCACGCAUGCUUCUUAAUUCAUGCAUUUAACUAAUUUGCAUAUUGUUAUUGUAAACAACAAUAAGUCGGUAAUAGUCUUAAAACCUUAUGUUUACUCCAGAAAGAAGUGAACAUCAGCAACGUGGUUAACAUCACUCAAGAGCUGAAAAAGUUGUCUGUUGACAAUUCAAGCCAUCCUCUUCAAGCCGGAGACAUUAACAAUAUCGCUACAGUAUUACAGAAAAUUGUCGCAGUGAAACAGAAAGCUAACGAGGUUGGUUAUAUGACCAGUAUUUGUUAUUAUUUUUUUCUGUCCGUAAUCCCAGGUCCGUAACUUAAAUGAAGAGAUUGAUUGACUGACGAGAGGUCCGUGUCCCACGACACCGACCUCUCGCGUUUCGCGCCAAAACACACCGAGGAGUGAAGACGAUUUUCAAACUCAGAAAACUACCCAACAAUUUGAAAAUCUCACCCUAAUGAUACAAAAGACAGAAAAAUAAACUAAAUUAACUCCAAGGGAAGUUAAGGGAGUUCGUGUUAAGCCUGAAAUUCUCUUCGUUGAAGCAUUCUCUCAGGGCUUUCAGGUAGUAAGUUUGUAAAUCAGUUUUGAAUUGCCUAAUAUUAAUGUCAGGAGAUCUUAGUGUAGUUGGUAAAGAACCUGGAACUCUUUACCAACUACACUAAGAUCUCCUGUGUAUUUUUGUAUAGGGCCCACAGUAAUUGGUUUACACUGUGGUGGUGUCCCUGCCAUUUUUGAAUUUUUUGUCCAUGUUUAUUGUCUAGAUGUCUAUUUGUUGUUCUGUUACGUGUUUUUGGCAAAGUUUAAUAAAUAAAUAAAUAAAAUGUACUUUACGCCGUAUAUGAGCUGAUAUACGGCGAGUAAAUAAUAGCUGAACCAUGACCAAUCGGAUUGCAGAAUAGCUCAUAUAUAAUAUAUGGUGGAUGAUUAUAUUAUAAAAUUGCUUACUCGUAUAUGUUUGUGUGCGUAUUUGUGCGUAUGCAUAUUUAUAGACUUUUGAAGAUUUCUACACCACAGUAGACAAUGUACUAGAUCCUGGGGACGAGGUUGGUACCGAAAAAAGUGUCUUCCAAAGUCAGAUAGAUAGAUAGAUAGAUAGAUAGUUUAAUAAAACAUUUACAUUGCAGCCAAAGGCUGAAUUACGUAAAGUUUACAAAAUACGAAUUAUUAUUUAAUUACUAUUAUAAUUAUUAAGUUAAAAUUAUGCAAAUAUUUAAAAUUUUACUAGGAUGAUAAUAAAAAAGAUACCACUAACGUUAUGAAGACAUCUUCGAUGCCAUCGCAAAUAUAA